Sus scrofa (pig) is the source of this 3926-nucleotide messenger RNA. Lineage: Eukaryota; Metazoa; Chordata; Mammalia; Artiodactyla; Suidae. The record is from RefSeq and is a predicted model, not a curated record.
UGCGCGCGAGAGCUGGCGGUCAGGGCCGGGCUUGGAGUGGACCAGUAGGGGCUGGGAUGGGGACCAGGCGGGUGCCUUUGGGGAGACCGUGUGUCACCAAGUAUAGCUACGUGAGAGGCUGGGGGUGUGACAGUGUGUUCUUCUAUGCCACCAAGUGUAUGAUUGUGCGCGACUGUGACCCGUCUGUCUGGUGUAAAACUCUAUGUGUGCGUUUAUGUGGGUCUCUCUCUGCAGGUGCUGUUGUGCAUAGAUUUGUGAGACACUGGGUGUGACAUGGUGUGUGUGUCGCCAUGUGGAUGUGUGUGAAUGAUUAUGUUAGAUCACUUGUCUCUGUGGAGAUAAGUGCGUUUGAAUGUGUGUGACAGAAGGUGUGAUUUUGUGCCCAUGACCAUCUACCUCUGCAGGUAUAAUUUUGUAUGAGUAAUUGUGGCAGGAUGUGUGACCUUUUGUGGUAUGUCACUGUGUAUGAGGUUGUGUGUGAUUGUCUCUCUGUUGGAGUGCUUGCGUAUCAUCAUCUCUGUCUUUGUGUUUAUGCCACUGUGUAUGUGUGUAACAUUGCAGGUGUGAUUGUGUAACCAAGUAUAUGUGUGUGAUCAGGUGAGAAUUUGUAUGUUUGUGUGAAACCUACUGUGUGAUUAUGAGGCACAGUAGAUUAUGGUAGGAUUAAAAUUACUCACCCACGUUGGUACAGUUUACUAAGAGACAGAUCUGGGACUUAAACCCACGCUAUUUGGCCCCAGCAUCCUUGCUUUUAAGUACUAAACUCCCUUGAUCUUUCCCAUGUUGUGAUAGCAAAAGAUGGGGCCCCUAGUUUCUGAGGGUGUUGUGUAGAGGAUUGUCUGUGCUUUCUGGAUCUGGAACUUUAAUCUGAGUCUCUUCAGUCCCUUUGAGAGUCACAGAACCCCAUGUAAAGACAUUGUGGUGAGAUCGUCGUCAUACUGGCUGCUUUUGGGGGCGAAAAGCCCAAUCUGGAAACCCCGGCUUCCUCUCUUUAGGAAGCCAUGGAGUUUGAGAUUUAUUUUUUAUUUUUAUAUUUGUUCUUGUCAAAACUCUUCCAUGGUUGGUGCUGAGAAAGGCAUGGCUCCUUUAAUCGAGUACCAAGUGAACUAAGUUUUUGGUUUUGACUUUUUCUCUUAAUAAAGAAAAGUGUUCUCAUUUCUUUUUCACAUGUGUGUGUAGAAUCGAAGCGGCAACAAGAGUGGCCCUUCUCUAUGCCAGGAGUUGGCUCAUGCAACUCCUGGCAUAGAGAGUAGUGAGGAAAGAAAAGCUGUGACAGUCGGACAGUGAGGGAAGCAGUGGAGAUUCAGUGUGCCUCUGGGGGCUAGAUAAAGCCCAAGUCUUUUCCAUCACUUUCUUUCAGAGACUGAUGGUUCCUCUCAAAUUUGAAAAAUAGUAUUCAAGAGAUACACAGCCAUUUGGAACAGCAAUUUAGAAGGACCUUGUUCCCCAGAAGAGAAAAUUAAAGGAAGAAAAGAAUGGCGGUUGGACUAUGUAAAGCCAUGUCCCAGGGUUUGGUGACAUUCAGGGAUGUGGCUCUAAAUUUUUCCCAAGAAGAAUGGGAAUGGCUGGACUCAUCUCAGAAGGAUUUGUACAGAGAUGUCAUGUUGGAGAACUACAGGAACUUGGUAUGGCUUGGACUCUCCAUUUCUAAGCCCAACAUGAUCUCCUUAUUGGAGCAAGGAAAGGAACCUUGUAUGGUGGAGAGAGAAAUGUCAGAUGGUCAGUAUGCAGACUGGGAGUCUUGGUAUGAAAUCAAGGCAUUAUCUCCAAAAUGGUACAUUGAUGAAGAGGAAAUAUCCCAGGGGAUAAUAAUGGAAAGACUUACAAGUUAUGGUCUUGAAUGCUCCAGUUUCAGAGCAUCUUGGAAAUAUGAGGGUGAAUUUGCACGACAUCAAAGAAAUGAGCAGAGGCAUUUCAGGCAAGUGACGACUCAUAAGGAAAUCUCUGCUAUGAAAAGAGACAAUGAAUAUAAUAAUUCUGAGAGAAAUGUUCUCUUGAAGUCAGUACUUUUAAAACAACAGAGAGUUCCCACAGUAGAGCAAGUACAUAAAUUUGAUAUUUAUGAUAAAAUGUUCCCCCCAAAUUCAGUCCUAAUUGGACAUAAAAGGCUACAUGCUGAGAAGGAAUCUUUGAUAGGUAAUGAAUGUGAAGAAUUCAACCAGAGUACAUACCUUAGCAAAGAUGCAGAAAUUCCUCCUGGGGGAAAACCUUAUGAAAGUAAUGAUUUUUCAAAUCUCUUAAGUUUCCACUCAUUACUUACUCAACAUCGAACAACUCAUUUUGGAAAAUUGCACCAUGGAUACAAUGAAUGUGGUGAUGCCUUUAGCUGUUACUCAUUCUUUGCUCAACCUCAGAGAAUUCUCAAUGGAGAGAAACCAUAUGUGUGCAAUGACUGUGGAAAAGCCUUUAGCCAUGACUUCUUUCUCAGUGAACAUCAGAGAACUCAUAUUGGGGAGAAACCAUAUGAAUGUAAGGAAUGCAACAAAGCUUUCAGACAGAGUGCACACCUUGCUCAACAUCAAAGGAUCCACACUGGAGAGAAACCCUUUGCAUGCAAUGAAUGUGGGAAGGCCUUUAGCCGUUAUGCCUUCCUCGUUGAACAUCGGAGAAUUCACACAGGAGAGAAACCAUAUGAAUGUAAGGAAUGUAACAAAGCCUUCAGACAGAGUGCACAUCUUAAUCAGCAUCAGAGAAUUCACACUGGAGAGAAACCCUAUGAAUGUAAUCAAUGUGGAAAAGCCUUCAGCAGACGCAUAGCCCUUACUCUGCAUCAAAGAAUUCAUACAGGAGAGAAACCUUUUAGGUGUAAUGAAUGUGGGAAGACAUUUGGCUAUCGCUCACACCUUAAUCAACAUCAGAGAAUUCACACUGGUGAAAAGCCCUAUGAGUGCAUAAAAUGUGGAAAGUUUUUUAGGACUGACUCACAACUUAAUCGACAUCAUAGAAUUCAUACUGGAGAGAGACCUUUUGAAUGCAGUAAAUGUGGGAAAGCCUUCAGUGAUGCUUUAGUUCUAAUUCAUCAUAAGAGAAGUCAUGCAGGAGAGAAACCCUAUGAAUGUAACAAAUGUGGGAAAGCGUUCAGUUGUGGCUCAUACCUUAAUCAACAUCAGAGAAUUCAUACUGGAGAGAAACCCUAUGAAUGUAGUGAAUGUGGAAAGGCUUUCCAUCAGAUCUUAUCCCUUAGGCUACACCAGAGAAUUCAUGCUGGAGAAAAACCCUAUAACUGUAGUCAAUGUGGGAACAAUUUUAACUGUGCUUCAGCCCUUAGACGACAUCAGAAAAUUCAUAAUAGAGAAGCUCUCUGACUGUGUAUAACAAAUACAAGAAAACAUUGAGUCACCAGUCAAUCCUUAUUAAAUAAGUAUCAGUGAAUUUUUCAGUUAGUAAUUCUUUGGAUAUAGUACAUAUGGAAAAGCCUUCAUUUCAUGAGCAUCCCUUAUUUGAAAUAGCCUAAGUGGUAGACAUCUAGUACUUUUAGAUCUCUUCUAUGCCCCGUUUGAGACCCAACUCACCUUCAAUGCAUAUCAUUCUGAUGAAAUUGUUUAAUCAGGGAGAGCAGUGGAUUGGUCAUAGGCUGGCCAAUUAUUUCCGUCAAUCUAAUGAUGGAUAAGAGAUUUACAGAUGGCCCUGUCCUGACCAAUAGAGCCCUCGGGGGUCAUCGUUAUGGGUAGUAAGAAAGGAUCAUCCCCCGUACCAGGAAUUGCAGGAUUUAAGGAUUAUGUAGCAGGGUUAAAAACUCACCAGUAGCCGUUUUGCCACCAUAUGAAGAAAGCCUUCCCAGGAUAAAUCCAACACAAAGGAAAAUGGAGAUCAGAGACAGAAAUUUGAGGAUAUUGUUUGAUCUUCUGUAUCCAGUCAUGCCCCAAAUCUGUACCAUCUUUUACUUUUUCAUUUUUGUGAUCCAAUAAAAAAUUCUUUUUGCUUAA